Amborella trichopoda is the source of this 1964-nucleotide messenger RNA. Lineage: Eukaryota; Viridiplantae; Streptophyta; Magnoliopsida; Amborellales; Amborellaceae. The record is from RefSeq and is a predicted model, not a curated record.
UUUACCCUUAAAAACCAUUCAAAUCACUGAAACAAACCCUCUAUCUCUCUUCUCAAGGAGCUUAAAUAUCGAGCCCUUCUCCAUUCAGUUCCACAAAUGCAUUUUUAAGCUUGAAGAUCGAGCUACUUCUCUUUAAGCUAUUGAACUAUCUCAUUCUGGUUCAGAGAAGCAGAGUUGAAGCUAUGGCUUGUUUUUGCUCUGUGUUAACAUAUUAGAAGGUUAAAGAUUGAGCUGAUUUCUCACAGUUGAGGCUGGCCGCUGGAUUGCAUUUUUAAGGCUGAAGAUUGAGCUAUUCUACACAUUUCAGAAAUGUGUUUUCCAGUGUAACUCUCGCAUGGGGCAAUUUUUUGUUUCAUAUGGUAGGAAAAGAAAAAUGAGCCAGUUCACUUGUGACAUAUUAUAAAUAAUCGCCGGCUUUGAAGAUUGAAGAGUGAGAAAAUCACAGUUGGUAAUCGCCGGCUUUGAAGAUUGAAGAGUGAGAAAAUCAGAAUUGGGUAGGGAUUUUCACAAGAGAAUGAAGCCCUCAAUGUGCCAGCAAGCAAGGUGUCCUUCUAUUAGAGCGGAGAACAUCGAAGCUGAGAAUUCAAUAAUAAGUUGGCCUUCUUCUCUUUCUUUGCCACCACCUGAAACUCCACAAGAGUCCAUGGAGUUCCUUGCUAGGUCAUGGAGUGUCUCAGCUUUGGAGGUGUCCAAAGCUUUGAAUGAGGCUUUUCAUGGUCCUCGUGUCAAAGAUGAGAGCACCUUGGAGAUGGAAACUGCCUCCACAGACACUUCUACUACCACUGAUUCCACCAACUGCAAGCAAAAGCUCUCCAAUUCGGAGCAAGAGUCCAUUGAUUUGAAAAGAGGAUUCUUACCAUUCCAGAAGCCUACCCAUCGAAUGUCUGGUGGAAGCCCUCCAGUUUCUCCUACUGACCAUGAAGAUCUAAAAGAAUGGCUUGUGCUACAUCAAGCACUCAAUCCAGAUUUACUACGCAAUGAGGGGCUCCACAACACUAAGAUGUGCAAGAGCGGUCUACUAGGCGGGAAGACCGUCGGCCGAUGGUUAAAGGAUGAGAAAGAGAGAAAGAAAGAAGAGAACAGAGCUCGAAAUGCUCAUAUACAUGCCGCCGCAUCCGUGGCUAGUGUGGCUGCUGCAGUUGCCGCGCUUGUUGCAGCAACGGCUGCUUCUCCAAGCAGAGAUAGCCCUUCAAAGGCUGUGGAGGCUGUGGCCUCGGCAGCCGCACUCGUGGCCUCGCACUGUGUGGAGGUGGCAGAGAGCAUGGGAGCCAAUCAUCACCACAUGGCAUCUGUGGUUAGCUCGGCAAUGAAUGUGAGGACACCUGGGGAUAUCAUGACCCUAACUGCAGGCGCCGCUACAGCCUUGCGCGGAGCAGCGACCUUGCAAGCAAGAGUCCGCAAGUUUGGAGGGGUCCUAAACAGUGAGGAGCAUACAAGAGAGAAUGAUGCACCUGAGAUGGAUUUCCUGUUUAAAGGAGGACAACUUCUCAAACGCACCAGAAAGGGUGUUCUUCAUUGGAAGGAGGUGUCCCUCUACAUAAACUCAACCUCGCAGGUUGUAGUGAAAUUAAAGAGCAAGCAUAUGGCAGGGACCUUUGUGAAGAAGAAGAAAAGUGUAGUGUACGAUGUAUGUUGCGAUAUCCCUGCGUGGCCAGGUAGAGAAAGAGAGGAAAAUGGCGAACAAAGAGCAUACUUCGGCCUGAAAACAGCUCGAGGACUCGUUGAAUUCGAAUGCAAGAAUAAAACCGAAAAGCAGAUGUGGACUGAUGGUAUAAGGCAACUGAUAUUACGUCAGGACCGCAAACAUACACCAUUGUUGUCACCAUAGAAAUCCAUAUUUGUAAGCACAGGUGUUUCACUUUAUGCGAGAAUUGAAAUGCCUGAUUUUUUUUUUAUUUUGGGUAGUUAGAAAUGUGAAUUCACGAAACAAUAUUCUUUAUGUAGAGAAAAUAAAAAAUUGAAUU